Messenger RNA from Lucilia cuprina (Australian sheep blowfly), 661 nucleotides. RefSeq names its product ribonuclease P protein subunit p20 (gene Rpp20). Gene Ontology annotation, molecular function: nucleic acid binding. Gene Ontology annotation, cellular component: nucleus; nucleolar ribonuclease P complex; ribonuclease MRP complex. Lineage: Eukaryota; Metazoa; Arthropoda; Insecta; Diptera; Calliphoridae. The record is from RefSeq and is a predicted model, not a curated record. The transcript is spliced from 3 exons. Gene Ontology annotation, biological process: tRNA 5'-leader removal. Bases 214 to 648 code for a protein of 144 amino acids.
CGUUGGGAUAAUAAUUGCCAGUUGGGUUUAUGUCGCCACUCAAUAUAUUUUAAUCGCAAAGUAUAAUUUUAAUUAUAAUUAAAAUAUCUUGUCGCCACUUCUGUGUUAAUACAUUUUGUAAAAUACCACAUCUAGUGUGACAGAUCGUAGUGUUUAACUUGGUAUUUUAUUUUGAUUAGAAAUAUGCGUUUGGAUGCUUGAGGUGGAGAUAUUAUGGAACAACAUCCUGCAAAUCAGAAAUUAAGGUCGCAAUCUACAAAAAAGGCCAACUACAACCGUAACCAAAAGAAGAAGCCUCCGCCAAAAGUAAACAAAAGGCAAAACGAUAUAUACAUUACAACAAAGUCUAACUUUAAGGCACAACAAAAACAUUGUGAAGAUUUACUAAACGCCGGAAUAAAGGAAAUAUAUUUGCAUUGCUUGGGAAACGCAAUUUUACGAGGACUUAAUUUAGCAUCUAGCUUAGUUAAAGAUUCAAAUGAUGCCCUUACAUAUGCAAUAAAUACAUCUACUAUUCAUUUAAUAGAUGAAUAUCAUCCAUUGAGUGAUGCCGAAGAUAUUUCUAUUCAGAGGAGAAAUAAUUCAGCUGUACACAUUAAAAUUGUUCGAAAUUCAGUGUAUGACGUUGAUGUAGCCUUUUCAAUUUAAUCAUAUCCACAAC